Amyelois transitella is the source of this 550-nucleotide messenger RNA. RefSeq names its product eukaryotic translation initiation factor 4E-binding protein (gene Thor). Gene Ontology annotation, molecular function: eukaryotic initiation factor 4E binding. Lineage: Eukaryota; Metazoa; Arthropoda; Insecta; Lepidoptera; Pyralidae. The record is from RefSeq and is a predicted model, not a curated record. Gene Ontology annotation, cellular component: cytoplasm. Bases 94 to 438 code for a protein of 114 amino acids. The transcript is spliced from 2 exons. Gene Ontology annotation, biological process: negative regulation of translational initiation.
GCAGCGGCUGAUGCCGGUUCAGUUGGGCUCGGACCUUCUUGUCUUCUAUUUGGUUACCAGUGAGAGUGUUAGUGAGACUUGAAUUAAUUAAAAAUGUCAGCAUCACCGAUAGCAAGGCAGGCGACUCACACGCAGGCGAUUCCAUCGAGGCGGGUGUUAAUAACCGAUCCUGCGCAGAUGCCAGAUGUGUAUUCUAGUACACCUGGGGGCACUUUGUACUCGACCACACCUGGAGGCACAAGGAUAGUGUACGAAAGGUCUUUCAUGAUGUCUCUCCGACAGUCGCCCAUCUCCCAGACCCCACCGAAAUGCAGUCUUCCAGCUGCUCUGCUGAAGAACCCAGGUUCAGUUCCAGCGUCCAUCACGCCCUUGCAGAAGCCAAGGUCGAAUUCCAUUUCCUUUGAUGAAUCACAGGAAACAUUUAGCAUGGAUCUCUAAAUUAGGUUAAGUUAAUGCAAAACUGAUAUCGAAGUGUGGUACAGUGGCUCAUGUAGGAAAGGAUAGCCCUUUGUUCAUGUAAAUACGUACGUACGGCGUACUUACUGUACUU